Molecule: messenger RNA, 5068 nt
Organism: Xiphophorus maculatus (southern platyfish)
Lineage: Eukaryota; Metazoa; Chordata; Actinopteri; Cyprinodontiformes; Poeciliidae
Product: chromosome 7 C3orf70 homolog
Exons: 2
Coding region: 454-1308 (284 amino acids)
Biological process (GO): DNA integration
Molecular function (GO): nucleic acid binding
Source: RefSeq, a predicted model, not a curated record
AAGCCUUGAUCUUUGAAGUUGUGAGGAGCUGAUGAAAGCCUUUGGUUGUGGUGUUUGAAGUGCGCAAAGCAGCUGGCUUUGUGUUCGUGGGGCUCCUCCCGUUUCUGUGAUGAAGUUCGGAUGCGCGUCACCAAGCAGCGCGCACAGCUGAGGAGCUUCCCCGACGCCACGCCACGGCACGAGAGAUGGGGAGAUGCGUGGAUCACGAUCACGGGAGGCUUCGAAUGUGACAUUGUCCGUCGUUUGUACCUCCACAGAACGCGGUGCCACCCUUUGUGUGAGCACUGACCGAGCUGAUCUGGAUUCAGAACACCCAGCAGCACCUAUCCCCCCCUUUCUACAAAGCUUCCUUGGCUGCGUGGACCGUGAAAAACCUCUCGGAUCGGUUUUAGUUUUACUCCAACAGAUCGUGUGUGCGUUUUUAAAGCAAAAUUGGAUCCGGGAAAUGUUGGCAUGGCCGCCUCGGGAGCUCAUAAGUGUCCGAAGAGUGAGAAGUUGGACGAGGCGCAGGCUUUGGCCAAGAGCUGCGCGGGGAGACCAGACUUCCUGCCGUGUGAUGGACUCUCCAUCUGCGCGACGCACAGCCACGGGAAGUGCUUCAAGCUGCACUGGUGCUGCCACUUGGGCUGGUGUCACUGUAAGUACGUGUACCAGCCCAUGACCAAUGUGUGCCAGCUGCCCAGCACAGCUGUGCCGUCCGUUGGAUCAGAGUGCAGCGACACCAUGGACCUCUCCGUCUCUCUGGCUGAGCGCUUCCUGAAGCUGGCACCCAGCUUCCAGUCUCCGCCUCACCUGGAGUCUCCCAAGUACUGUGUCAUCGCGGAUCUGUUUGUGGACGACUACAUUGUCAAAAGGAUCAAUGGGAAGAUGUGCUACGUGCAGCGGCCCCUGCCUCCCUUACCGGAACCGCCUCGACCUCCCUCCCCUCAGCCGCCCGCUCCAGCUACACCUCAAUUGCCUCCUAAUCCCAGUCCGCCAGAGCAGCCGGUGAGCCCGAAGCGGCAGGCUCCUGCUCCGCCGGUCCCACAGCCGUACAGCGAACAGAAACACCUCUCCACUGUCGAGAAACUAAAAGGCCCUAAAAUGGACCACUGCUCGUCCCCAUCCAGCUCAGAGGACUCCGGUAUCAACGCACUGGGCCUCCACUACCUGGAGUCCUGCGAGGAGGGAAGUGAGGAUGAGGAGGACGAGUUGAGCACAGAUGGAAACUCAAGCCCUGGAAGCCUCUGGGACCAGGACGACUGUUCUCUUCUCUCCCCCUCCAAAUCAAUGAUAGAGAUCAUCGAAAAGAUUGAAACAACUGUCUAACUGACAUACAGAAACCACUUAUGAGGAGGACCAACGGAGCAGUGUCCAACAGAGAACAGCACUCCAGGAUUUCAUUUUCCAUGGACUCACAGGGAGCAAACCUCAAUCUAGUGGUUCUGUAGGGUAUUUGCAAGGUUGCUUCAGGCUGAAUUUCUUCUCCUGCAUGUGGCUGAAGAUUAUACAGCCACAAAUUUCACAGAGCCUCUUUUCUGCCCAAUUCCCCUGCAUGGAGUUCAUUUCUGAGACUUAUUGGAAUCAAGAAGGAAGCACAAAAAUCUCAAGGAUGUGAACAGUAGACAGAAAUUCAAGAGUAGAGUAGAAACACGUCAAAACAGACACGAAAGAUAUAAACGAUAGGCUUUUUUUGUGAUUUUCUUGUGUAGGUAAGUUACGGGAGCUACAUUAUGUAGGAACAAAUUUGUUCUCUGACGACAAUGAACAGUGAGGUAACUCUUGGUGUUCUCCAAUUGUCAGUCUUCAGUGUCAUUCAACCUCCAUGUCAUCUCUUAUUCACUGGUAAGCAACUCCACCCACACACACAUUGCUAAUUCUGACACUUUAGCGUAAUGAUUGCGAGGCCAGCUACCUCUUAUGGGCCUCAAGCACAUCAGCCUUUUAACUCGUUAAAAACUCACCUCUGAGCUGACCAGACGCUGCCUGCUUCUGUCGCAUUAGGGAAAAAAAGCUUUCAGAGGCCACAAUUCAUCCGCACUUUACCGACGCCAUCUCAGGCGGCAGGUAGGUCGGUAUCUGACAAUCAAGAAUUACACAGAAGCACAUUGCUACACGGUAGCUGCCACUAAAGACCACUUCUAUGACUAAUUACCACACGUUACUAUGUUCUUCUGACCACCUUUGUUUGAACAAACUUAUCUAAACUGUAGAUGACAGGUCAGAUUUUUAGAAGUGGGGUUCUGUGGGGAGUGUUUGAGUAGUCAGUGUGCUACACUUACCAGCAGGUGGGUGGGUAAAUACAGCUCACUGAAGAAAACAAUAUGAUUACAGGUUCAUGAGAACAAGACAAGAAGAGAUUUUAACUGGAUUUUGGUGAAACAAAGAUUGACCUAUAUUUCUGAUUUCACAUGUAAUGUAAAGGUUUUACAAACUACAAAGAAUCUUAUCAGUAUAGAAUAUUCUACUCCAUGUUAUUCUGGUUGAUAUAUUAUGGUUUCCAUACAUGUCUAAAUCUAAAGGGGUCCUAGUUUACAUAGAAACAUUUAAAAUGCGAUAUAUUGCACACAAGCAGAGUUAAGGUUUUCCAUGUUUCAGACUGCGCAUUUCAGAAUCUCUCUACAGCGGUGGUCCCCAACCGUUUUAGUCGCACGGACCGGUCAGCCCUUUGCAGUUUUGCUGCGGACCGGGGCGGGGGGUCGUAAGUAUCGAGUCCGAUGCUGUUGUUGGGGUGCGCGCGCAGUACUCCUAUGUUGUUUUGUUACUCAUUCAAUUGGCUCAAUUUUGAUGCGUAAGAUGUAACCGGUAAAAUCCGGUUUAGGAUUUUCAAAAUAAAAGAUCUGGAAGUAGUUCGUUAUUUCUUGCGCGGCCCGGUACCGGUCCACGGACCGGUGGUUGGGGACCACUGCUCUACAGUGUAAAACUGUUAAUUUCAAGCUUCAUCAAUCUAUGCAUUUUACAUUUUUGAAUUAACAUACAGCAGUACAGAAUAGGAUACAUAAAAUAUAUAUAAUAAAAUAUAGGAACAGAAAUUAUGAAAGAGUCCAGAGUCAUUUAAAAAGAUAAUGUUUUCCUUUAGCAUCCACAGGAAGCUGCAAAGCGGACAGUAAUCUUUGCAUCGCUAUUAACUGUUAGCUAUACAUAUAUUCCCAUAAUGCUUACAAACUGUUCAUGAUUUAUCUGUCACUUUUUCAACUUUUCUUCUGAGUACAAAAAAAAAAUCCUGCUAGUUAAGAGAUUUAAAAGUGGUGGAGGCUUUUCAGUGCUUUUGUCAGUGAGUGUGGUUUACCAACCAGACAGCUUCUGCACUAGUUAACUUUGUCAAUAGAACAAGGUAACAACUCAAUAACUACUUCCUCUUAUACUUCAAAAUAAGUCUUAAGUAUAUAAAUGCAACAGGGUGUUAAGAUAAAAUGCUCACCAUUUCAUCCAGUGCUCAGAAUAUUAACUUACAUUUAUUUUGACAGAUACUCAUGCUAGCAGCAGCUGGUUAGCAGUUUACAACACAGGCUUGGAUUUGUAACAUUUUAUUAUCUUGAGAUCUGGCACCAGAAGGUCUUAUUACACCACUGCUUAACAGAGGUAGAUUUCUGUUUUUAGAUGUCAGAACCUCACAUUGGUUCUGAUGUGUGGAAAGCCAAUUAGCAAUAUCUAAGUAUGUAGUUUUUAAAAACUUGUACUGUUUUCCAUCUCUUAUGCAAUUUAAUAUAUUUUUUAUAUGAGAAAUAGUACCAGGAUGACCGUAGUCUUCUUUUAAUAAAUUAAGUAUAGAGUAGUGGAUUAAUGCCACCCUCCCAACCGUUGCUGUGCACUGCUAUUCAGCUGGCUGCCUUUUUUCUCUCACACAAGCUUUUAGCAGUAUGUAUGUUAAUUCUGGCUAAUAAACCAAGUAAUAUAAGACUUCUAUUCUUGUGUUUUGGUAUAACAUGCAAAACUCAUUAGAAAAAGACACAUUUCUUUGCUUUUGCUUAGAUUUAUAAAUCACAAUCACAAUAUUUUAACUGAAAUAAUCUAUCCAUUCAUCCAUCCAUUAUCUAUACCCACUUAUCCUUUUAGGAUUUUUUGGGAGGUUGGUGUCUUUCUCCAGCAGUCAUGAUCUAAAUAAAGGUAAAUAAUGGUAUUUAGGUAAGUCUAUAUAUUUUUAUCUGCUUUAUUUAAUCUAAAUACCGUUUUUGCUCAAGGGUAUUGUACCAUGAGAGCGUCUGCAGAGAACCAAUUUCUGUUCCUGCAAACUGUGCUAGCUAAGGUAGCCAUCUACUGCAAGCAGAAUACUGACUGCUCAUAACAACUCCACAGAACCCCAGUUCAAAUAAGUUGAACCAUCCUAUUAAAAUAGAAUCAUAUACAGAUCUUUAUAAAGAGCCAGAUAUUGAAAUUGCGUCAACAUAUCUCUGGCACAGCAAACAUAGGAGAAUGCUAAAGACUAUUAAGAUACAUGAUAUUGGCUCAAUUUGUCCAAUGUAUUCUUUUAAAUCAAUAUUAUAACACGACUGCAUAUUCAUUGGCUUUGGUGCUAUUAAUGCAUCUUUUAUGAUGAAUCGAAGGAGUAGGCAGGGAAAGAAGUAGAUUAGAAUAGUUUGUCACAGUUAGUUUGUACUAUUGGACAGAAAUAAUCACUUAUUGCACCUUUAGAGGGAAAUUACAAUGUGAGAUGGGAUGUUGCAUAGGUGUUGUGAUGUGGUUGAUAUAACAAGACGUGAGCCAGCCCUUUUAUUAGUUGGUUACAUUAAGUGGGCUGGAUUUUUUUUUCCAUUUCUCUCUUCCUUUUCCUUUUGUUCUUUUGUUUUUACAGGUCAUUUGUCAAAAGCUAUCAGCAAAAAUUACCAAAAUCUUCACAAGUGUUGCUGAAUUUCCUUAAGCACAGAAAGCGGAAGUCAUUUUGCAUGACUGCAUUUGUUCUAGCAAAUAUAUAAUAUAUCUACAGUAUAUAUAGUUUAACAAAUUUUGUGAUUCUGUGUGAAAAAGAUAAAAUGACUCCUAAAUCAGGGUGACAUCUGGAACAGAAUCCUUAUUAAUGCAGUUCAAAAUGUAUGUUAUGUUCUUAUUAUUGUUAUAUUAUUUUCAUAUGAAUAAAUCUUAUGAAACAGAG